Osmerus eperlanus (European smelt) is the source of this 3394-nucleotide messenger RNA. RefSeq lists its product as uncharacterized. Gene Ontology annotation, biological process: negative regulation of circadian rhythm; negative regulation of DNA-templated transcription. The coding region runs from base 294 to 1913 and encodes 539 amino acids. Gene Ontology annotation, cellular component: nucleus. The record is from RefSeq and is a predicted model, not a curated record. The transcript has 4 exons. Lineage: Eukaryota; Metazoa; Chordata; Actinopteri; Osmeriformes; Osmeridae.
AGGAGUAUUUCACGAUCUUAUCGGAAACAAAGUCAUGUCAUUCCUUUUAUAGGGAGGCACAGUAUCAGGAUGAUUCAUAUUCGUGCAGCUGUUACCUUGCUAGUAUAGCCCAGUGAACUGAGCCAGGUUUUACUCAAUAAAAUGCGAAUACAUUUGGAAAUCGAGUGGUGAACAUCCAGAGAGAUGGAAAAGGGAUCUUAGAUGCAUUAGACCAUGGAGUGACCACUGUGCCAUUGACGGCCAUUGAACCAGAACUUGUUUUGAAAGUUGGUGAAAUUGCUAUUGAAGCCAGUAUGCCUAAGGAGCAUUCUUGCCUGAGUGAAAGAGCACCUCGCUCAUCCAGCAAGACUUCUAAGGCAAAACCUUUAGCCUCACAGGGCCCUGCAGACACGGACCGGUCCAACCAACAAGAAUUACGCUGCAGCUCAGAAAAGGAUUCUGGAUAUUCUGAUAAUGGGUCUGACUGGCAGCAAAUGGAGGGGGAUGACCAGUGCAGCAGUGUGAGUGAACCUCAGGGCAUGGACACUCUGCAGGGCCAGGGGACUGUCAAGCCCCUCCACCAGGGCAGCACCAUGCAGGGCCAGGGGACUGUCAAGCCCCUCCACCAGGGCAGCACCAUGCAGGGCCAGGGGACUGUCAAGCCCCUCCACCAGGGCAGCACCAUGCAGGGCCAGGGGACUGUCAAGCCCCUCCACCAGGGCAGCACCAUGCAGGGCCAGGGGACCAGUGAGCUCACCAGCGUCUACGUCCUUAAGAAUGUUGUGUUAAAAAAGCCUGAACCAGUUCAUCAUGGCAGUGAUCACCUCAUCCAGAGUCAGCUGACAUGGAGCAACACAGGAGGAGCCAAUUCCUCCGGCCCCACCGGCCCCACCCAUGUGAUCCUCCUGCAGCCGCCCAGCAUGUCCUUUCCUUCGCCAUCCUCCACUAAACUCCGCAAGCCGCCAUCUCGCAGGACCAAUAAGAAAACCAAAGGCGAGUUCUUGCCCAUACUGAACUCUUACACUCGCAUCGCUCCGCACCCUAGCAAGAAGCUCCGCGACAAGCCCCCAACCGGCCUGGAGAAAGUGACUGAUAGUGAGGGUCAGAGCCUGAGCAAGAGGAUAUGUACAGAUGAUAAGGGAGACGAGGUGUCCACCACCACCAUUGACUUGCAAAUGCCCAAGCACCACCCUCACAAGCAGUCUGAUUCCAGAGCCCAAAGUUUGCAGUCACGACCUAUUGCUUACCCUCCCUCCAGCCCCUCCACAGUCUCUUCAAGCCGGGGCUGGCCCUCUGUCUCCUGUUCGGAACUCUCCACUAUUUCCUCGUCCUCCAACAGUUCUUCACCACUCUCAGCCACUAGGGGGCCCCACAACGGCCUCUUAAAUCCACACCAUCGCCGUUUCCACAACACGCUGGAGAUCCUAAGCCAAUCAGGCCUUUUGGACAUCACCCUACGCAGCAAGGACCUGCUGAGCCAAAGCAACGCCACCGAACGUGACAUCGCCCAGCUGCGUCAACACACUCAGCUGCUGUGUCAGGCUGCCAGCGGCAACAAUGACAGCAGACGAGGCGUCACCUUGGAAAGCCUGUACCAGACGAUGGAAGAGUCAGGUGUCUACCCCACUCUCAAGUGCCUGGACACAGUGGAAGCACUUCAUUAUCCAGUAAAUGCCAUUGAUCCUGACUCUAGAGGUACAGUUGGGGUCAACACCACACAGACCCUCAAUGGUUCCCAUGCACAAUUGUCGUUUCCUAUCGUCUCAGUGCAAGAGCCAUCCCAGAACUAUCCAAUGUCACAAAAUUGUAUGCGCAAUGGGACAGCUGCCCUUCCUCACUCUGAGCAGGGAAAUGAGUACAAACCCAGUGCCACACCCUCAGUGAACUUCACCUUCAUUCCCCCAGACAGCUCCACUCAUUGGGAUGUUCUCUAGGGUACGCACAGGGAGAGGGCAAUCAGAAGCUGGCUAAGAGAUUGAGAGCCCCUCUGCUGUUUUGAAUAGAAUAGGGUUCCACAUGCAUUUCUUGGCUUUUGCUUAGCAUUCACUCCAAUUUUGUUGAUAAGACCCUUGGAAAUAAAAUACUGUCUUCAUAAUACAUAUAGAUGACUUUUUCUUAGUAUUUUUCUUAAUCCAGUCGCUGUUAGAGGAGGAGCCCAUGGAAGGAGAUUCAUUUUCGGUGCUCUGAUAUUUGAAUUAAUGUUCUAUAAUUUGUAUUCAAUAUUCUUUGUUAAAGACUAGAGGUUAAAACAGGCUCCUGUUGGCAUGAGGGUCCUAAAAAUGCUUGUUAUCCCCACCCCUUCCUCUUCACACCUCCAUGGAACAAGUUAUAGGGUUGUUUUGGUCUGCUUGAAAAAACUUGAAGCUCAAAUGGAAGGUAAAAAGGGAAAGGUUUGAUGGCAUUUGAAUCUUUUUAACUUGGAAACUGAUAGACUGCACAUGUUUCAAGCUGUAUAUUUCUGCUUUAGUCAGGGAACAGACUAAAAAGUUCUAGCCUUAACGUAUUUGGUGACGUUUAGCAGUUUCUUGUUGCCUUUUCUCAAUUCCAGACCUGUAAUACUGCAUCAGAAUUUUUCACUUUUCCAUAUUGUUUAUCAUAAAAUGUGAGAGUGGAAAUGUAGAGCCAGAUUGGGAGACAAUGUGCAUUACUUCAUAAGUAUAACUAUUUCCCAUCUGACUUCAUAAGUAUGACUUUUAAGGCAGUAUCUUAAAAAUUCACUUAAUACAAAACAGAACAACUGUUUACUUCUACAGAGUCAGUUCAACUAUGUCAAAUUGAUUGUAUAUUGUAAUACAUUGAUGCUUGUUGAUGCUUAAAGACCACUAUCCACAGGCUACUGGCUGCUCAGUCAAACACAGCUCAGAGUGAGGAGAGGUCCUAGUGGCAUAAAAUACUUUUUUACUACAAUAAUGUUUGUAGAUUUGAUUCAAGUAUUAUCUUACGAGUUUGUCUUUCUCAUGUUUUUAUGAGCUUUGAUUUACGUCUUAGGUAUAUCUCUGCCAAUGCUCAUAAUUAUACAUGACUUCAAGAGAUAAUAAAGCAGCUAUGGUCAACCAAGUAUUUAUUUUGCUAUUACAGUCUUUUUUUCUCUCAAACAAAUAAAAACAAAAAAUGUGUUAUCUACGUGCAAACAUUAUUAAUGUAGAUGAUGAUAUUGUAUUUUAUACACCUGUUGAUUAGUUGCCAUGCAAUGUCACUGCCAUGGAAACUGCAGGGGGAGAGAGCCAAGUAGAAAACAUUAUGUGAAGUAUGAGCUAAGAAUUUGUGUUGUAGGCCUUGGUGGACAGAGAGACAGAUAUAAUCAAUUAAGAAACUGCAGUAUAGGCGGUCCAGAUAAAUCAUAAUUUUAUCAUCAGUUCUGAUAAUUGUUUGUGAACUUCAGAUGUCCGUGCUCCCAAUAAAGAUGCCCUUCUCA